Rhizoctonia solani is the source of this 2307-nucleotide messenger RNA. RefSeq names its product TOM1-like protein 2. The transcript is spliced from 9 exons. Gene Ontology annotation, cellular component: actin cortical patch. NCBI's taxonomy places the organism in Eukaryota, Fungi, Basidiomycota, Agaricomycetes, Cantharellales, Ceratobasidiaceae. Gene Ontology annotation, biological process: endocytosis; actin cortical patch localization; actin filament organization. The record is from RefSeq and is a predicted model, not a curated record. Gene Ontology annotation, molecular function: phosphatidylinositol binding; ubiquitin binding. The coding region runs from base 1 to 2307 and encodes 768 amino acids.
AUGCCUGAGGAAUACCGCCACCAAGCGCCUCCUACGAAACAUCCUAAUGUUGUAGAAAAGGCCGUCGCUCGGGAAUCUUGGAUAGUCGUCAGUCCUGGAGCUAUGUCCCCAGAUCCAAUUCACCGUCCAUCUCUGGAGAAUGGAUCGAUUCGCCUAAUAAGUCCUCAACCACGCGUGGUUCAAGCUGCACCCGACGAUUAUCGACCUCCACCGCCACUUAUUGACCCUACAUCCCGUACCUCCAGUACUGGCAGUAUUCCUCACGGAGCCGGUCCACCAGUCGCGGUUACCGCAGCCAAUCCCAAUUAUAAGAUUGGACUUGAUCUAACACAGAACGCUGUACAAGUAACUAGGGACCGGCCUCACGACGCUGCGAGUAUCCAUGUUCCCCAAACCCCUCGUGAGGCGAUAGGCCAUCUUGAUGCAGCUCAGUUACAUGCCAAAGAGGACCGAGAGAACACCGUGCUGCGCAAGCGUAAUCGUGGGAGCGGAAUGUUGGGGAGUAUGUUUGGAACCCAUGAACCUCGAGCAUCUACGGAGGAGAUAGAGUCGAUACAUUCAACUCAUGCUCCGGAGAAGGAGCAGCGACAUGGGUUCAGAAGCCUUUUUGGUAUCUCGCGCGAGAGAGAAAACGAAAAGGAGAGAGAGCGAGAAAGAGAGCAUGCUCGCCAUCGUGGCAUUGAUAACCCAAAUGAUCGAACCCAAUGGGAGAUGUCUCGUUUAAUCGGCUAUACUACUAGCACCAGUGUAGAAGAUUGGUCUGUUGUAAUGGAGAUAUGCGAUAGGGUCAAUCUAAACGAUUCAGAGGCCAAAGAGGCGUCUAAAGCGCUGCGAAAGGAUAUUCAAUUCGGACGUCCCGCCGUACAACUGUCAGCCGCCAGACUAUGGGCUAUCUUGAUGCGAAACUGCGGCCAAUACUUUGUUGGGCAUACGACGAGCCGCAAGUUCCUGGGGAAGAUCGAGGAGAUUGCCCUCAGCCCGGCAACAUCGCCAGUAGUUCGAGAUCGACUGGUUGAGGUGAUUGGGACCUCGGUUUAUUUGCUGAGGGAAUCCAAAAACCUCAAGCCCUACCAGGCGACAUGGAAGAAACUCCGGCUCCAACUGAAGCUGACCCACCCAGUUGAAGGGCUCGAGAUUCCCGCGGAUGACCCUAUUUUGAACCCCACUCCACAUCGACCUCCAUCAUCAUUACGGCAGCUUGCGCCGAAUGAACUCGUUCAGCCCGACAUCCAAGCGAAUAUAGCUGGUGUUACAGAGGGAUUAGCCAAGGUAGAGCUGGAACCCGCGCAUCCUGCUGAAAGAAGAAGUGCGCACGACGGGGAGAGAGACCAAAGGCGAGACAGGAACCGUAACACGCAAUCGACCUAUGGUGUGAUUAGCCCUGAGGAGGAUAUGCGACGUCUGUUUGAGGAAUGCGAGAUUGCUCGAGACAACUGUCGAAUACUGGCCGACUCACUUGUAUACGCGACUCCUGAUAGCAUCGCGACAAACACAGUAAUAAAGGAGUUCCGAGAGAAGUGCAUGAAAUCACAAGAGAUCAUUGGUGCACAAAUUGACUGGGCGACAGCGAUUGCUGAUCGCGCACGGGCAGAGCAGACUUCUGUGAAUGGGUCAGGGGAGAUCGAUCCUACAGCAGAGGAGCAGCUAUUACAGGCUCUUGUUAUGGCCCAUGGGGAGCUAAACGACGUUUUCAAGACAUAUGACGACCUCGAACGAAUAGCCAUCAGCGAGCGUGAAGAGGCCGAGGUACGAGCACGGAGCAAAGUUGAGCUUCGACUGGACCGAAGUAAAUACCAGCAACUAGACGGGGGUGAAGUCUACAUGAUUCCAUCAGACAACCACGGGGCAUCUCGAUCACAAACACACACACCUGCACCUGCACCUGCUCAAGUUCUGCCUCCGAGCCACGCACGACGUCCACUCCCUCAGCCUACUCCGUCAUCACCGCAUGUUAACUCUCUAGCCCCGCCGCCUCCUGCGCCCCACGGUCCACGACCUUUAUCCCGAAACCGAACACCGUCACCCAACUUGGGAUCAGACUUUCGUGACCACAGCACCGAUGAAUCUUCACAGGAAAGCGAGAUCCCACCGACACUUCCUAGUGAAAAGGCCAUGGGAAAACGUAGAGCCGAGCCGGGGCCAGAGGAGGAAGACGAAUGGCCGGAACACGGAAGCCUACUUAAUCUGGAUAAUGGAAAUGAUGGCGAUGACGACGAUCGAAACUCAAAGCCACAAGAGGUCUUCUUAUACGACGCCGCGGAGGAGAGGAAGAAGCAGAGAGCUGCUUCAGAGGCCAAGCGAUCAUGA